Molecule: messenger RNA, 2771 nt
Organism: Quercus lobata
Lineage: Eukaryota; Viridiplantae; Streptophyta; Magnoliopsida; Fagales; Fagaceae
Gene: GATL3
Product: galacturonosyltransferase-like 3
Exons: 2
Coding region: 97-1125 (342 amino acids)
Cellular component (GO): Golgi apparatus
Molecular function (GO): glycosyltransferase activity
Source: RefSeq, a predicted model, not a curated record
UUAAAAAUUAUAACCCCUAUUCUGUUCUUUUCUUUUCUUUUCUCUCUCUCACUCUCACUCAUCACAUGCUCAAAAAUCCCACACUUGUUCCUCAUCAUGCCGCUGCUCUUUCUUCUACUACUAUUUCUCACCGCCACCGCCAUAUCCGCCGGAGACCUCCCGGGUUUCAGAGAAGCACCUGCAUUUCGAAACGGAAAAGAAUGUCCUCGAAUAGUGCGGUCCUCGCUGGACAACCCGUCAAUGAUCCACAUCGCGAUGACGCUAGACGAGACCUACCUACGUGGCUCCGUCGCCGGAGUAUUCUCCGUCCUCCAACACGCCUCCUGUCCGGAAAACAUCGUCUUCCACUUCAUCGCUUCUCGCCUAUACAGCCACAACAACAACCUCCGCCACGUCAUCACUUCAACGUUUCCGUACCUGAGUUUCCACCUCUACCUCUUCGACUCCAACUUAGUGAAAGGCAAGAUCUCCUACUCCAUUCGACGCGCUCUCGACCAACCUCUCAACUACGCCCGGAUCUACCUAGCGGAUCUGGUUCCCUCCGCCGUUCGGCGAAUCAUCUACUUCGAUUCCGAUCUCAUCGUCGUAGAUGACGUGGCUAAGCUCUGGAACAUCAAUUUAGGUAAGCAUGUGGUGGGAGCGCCAGAGUAUUGUCACGCGAAUUUCAGUCACUACUUUACCCAAGAGUUUUGGUCAAGGCCGGUAUUGGCGGCGUCGUUAAAGGGGAGGAAGGCGUGCUAUUUUAACACGGGGGUGAUGGUGAUAGAUAUAUGGAAAUGGAGGGAAGGGAAAUUCACGCAAAGAUUGGAAUAUUGGAUGAGAAUUCAAAAGAGGUAUAGGAUAUAUGAGCUUGGUUCAUUGCCUCCUUUUCUCUUGGUUUUCGCUGGUGACGUGGAAGGUGUUGAGCACAGGUGGAACCAGCAUGGACUCGGAGGUGAUAAUUUGGAAGGGCUAUGUAGAAACCUUCAUCCUGGUCCUGUCAGUCUUUUGCAUUGGAGUGGCAAAGGUAAGCCUUGGCUUAGACUUGAUAAUAACCGACCUUGUCCUUUGGAUACUUUAUGGUCUCCUUAUGAUCUUUUUCUUCGCCACCACUCCUCCAACUCCUACUUCUUCUCCGAUACUUAAACCCACCCACCACACUUCCAAAACUAAUUACAACUAACACAUCUCUUCUUCAUUUUAUGUAAUUCCAGAUUUUUAAUUUCAUUCCUUUCCUUUCCUUUCCACUUUCUAUCAAUAUCAUCUGUUUUUGUACAGCUUGGAAUGUUGUAUUUUGUAUCAAAAUAAUUAGAUGCUCUUCUGCCUCUCGUUGACUAUUCUUUUUUACAAAUUCAUUUGUUGUUGGUGCAAUCCAAAAGUUGUUUUACACUUUCCAGUUAUAUGUGUCGGUAUGAAAAAUAUCAUUUCAUUAUUUUUAUUUUUACAAGGGAAAAAGAAAAUUAUCUUUGUUCUCUUUUAUAGUGCGAUAAUGAUUUCUAAGCAUCGCUUUCCAUAUGAAAGAGAGAUAUGUAUAUAUAUAACCCCCAAUUAUAUUAUAAUUAUAAUAUAUGUAUGUAUGUUAAAAAAUAAAAAUGUCACAUCAAAAAAUUAUCUAUUCUUAUUCUAAGCUAGGAAAUUUGUACAACUGCCCAAAUCUUAAACCAGUCAACUUAGCUCGAAUAUGCGAAUCCCUCUUCAAUUUAUGCUCUUCAUUCAAUACCGAAAUCCGAUUGUUGUGGAGUAAUUAAAAUGAGAAGAUUUUUUUUAACAAAACAGAUUUACGAAAUUGUCAAACUUUGUGCCUCAUUUCAUUGAUCAGUUUAACAGUCCAUUUUGAACAGCUGUUUGAAGCCGACCGUUUAAAAAAUGUGAAAUUGUGGAAAAAUUAAAAAUAUUUUUUUUGUGAAAUUGUGGGAAAUAAAUUCGAUUUUUGAAACUGCACAUUAUUGUAUGGUAAGUUUAUGAAAAAUAAUUAUUUAUGUUAAUUGAAUGUUUGGCAAUAACAUAAAUAAAUAAAUAAAGUUUCUUGGUUUACCUGGAGUGCCAAGAAGCAACUUACAGUCUCACGUUCUUCCACAAAAUCUGAAUAUCGAGCAUUGGCCUCCACCGCUACUAAAUCGUGUUGGCCUCGCCAACUUUUGAAAGAUUUGGGCAUCUUUCUUUCAACACCUCCUAAGCUUUGGUGUAACAAUGUCUUAACCUUGGCUAUUGCUUCUAAUCUCGUUUUCCACGCCAGGACGAAACACAUUGAAGUAUAUUACCAUUUCAUUUGAGAGCGUGUUCUUUGUCGUGAAUCGUGAUCUUCUUGUCAAAUACAAAUACUGAUGAUCAGCUGGCUAAUGCUUUUACUAAGAACCUUCCUAUUCCUCGCUUCCAGUUCCUCCAAUCCAAAAUCAUGUUGCCUCUCGGCCCCCAUGACUUUGAGGGGGGAUGAAAGUAGAAGAGAUAAGGUUCAUUUCAAAAGCUAAUGGUAACUUCCAGACGAUGUCGUUUUAUUUAAAUGAAAACAACAUCGUUUGGUUAAGUGAGGCGUGAUGAUAUUUUUGCUCAAGACACUGUCGUUUUGCUGCCGUUGAAUUUAUCAAGUGACACGACGCAGUAUAUCUUCCAUAGCUCUGCAUCUCCUUCCACAACUCUGCUUCUUCUAGUGUUAGAUCAGAUAUUUUCUGUUAAAUAUUUCUUGUUGUACCAGCUGAAAUAUUUAUAGAGUUUGUUAGAGGUGGAAUCCCCAUGUGUUCAUUUAUAGAGCUCUCUAUAAAGAGUCUCCUCGUAUAAUCUGUUGCUUAAGCUCA